Oryzias melastigma (Indian medaka) is the source of this 4105-nucleotide messenger RNA. RefSeq names its product mesoderm induction early response 1, family member 3 b (gene mier3b). Gene Ontology annotation, molecular function: histone deacetylase binding; transcription corepressor activity. NCBI's taxonomy places the organism in Eukaryota, Metazoa, Chordata, Actinopteri, Beloniformes, Adrianichthyidae. The coding region runs from base 113 to 1762 and encodes 549 amino acids. The transcript is spliced from 13 exons. Gene Ontology annotation, cellular component: nucleoplasm. Gene Ontology annotation, biological process: negative regulation of transcription by RNA polymerase II. The record is from RefSeq and is a predicted model, not a curated record.
GCAGUCGGUAGGAGCGUCGUCACGACUCCAAUGGUCACCUGGAUCUCUGAUUGGCUCAGGCGGCUCAUCCGGGUACUGCGCUACAACGAGCCCAUUAGCUAAAGGUACCAAUAUGGCGGAGGCUUCCCUAGGGAGUUCAAGUCCAGUUGGCUCUUUAUCAUCGGAGGACCAUGACUUUGACCCAACGGCAGAAAUGUUAGUUCAUGAGUUUGAUGAUGAAAGGACUCUUGAGGAGGAAGAGUCUAUAGAAGGUGGAACAAACUUCAACUCUGAACUUGCGGAUCUGGAAAAGGAAGGAAACAUGCCAUUGGAGGAACUUUUGGCUUUAUAUCGCUAUGAGGCCUCAGCGGGUUCCAGUAUAGACAGUUCCUCUGGAGACCUGACUGAUGAGCUGCCGGACAUGACUUUGGAUAAGGAAGAAAUAGCUAAAGAUCUGUUGUCUGGAGAUUAUGAGGAGGAGACCCAGUCUUCAGCUGAUGAUCUGACUCCCUCAGUUACUUCCCACGAGACCACUGAUUUCUUCCCAAGAACACUUCGAUCUAACGCUGUCUCUGAUGGUGAUAAAGAAUCAGAAUGUGAUGAAGAUGGCUUAGAUGACACUAGAAAAGAAAUCAUGGUUGGAUCAGAGUACCAAGCAGAAGUUCCUUCUUGCAUCUGUCACUACAAAGAUGGAGAAAAAGUGUAUGAAAAUGAAGAUGAGUUGAUGUGGAGUCCAGGUGUGCUGUCCGAAAACAAGGUGAAGGGAUUCCUGUCUGACGCGUGGUCACGGACGGCCAAUGACAGGACGGGAAAUGACAAAGCAGCAAUGAGUGUUCGAGACAAUGAGCAGGCUUUGCACGAGCUUGUCAAAUGCAACUACAAUAUCCGUGAAGCACUAGAGAGAUACUGCAGCCAUUUAAAAUCCUCAAAAGAAAAAUCCCCUCCAUGGUCGGAGGAAGAAUGUAGAAACUUUGAACACGGCCUGCAGAUGCACGACAAAAAUUUUCACCUCAUUCAGAAACACAAAGUCACAACACGAACAGUCGCAGAAUGCGUGGCGUUUUAUUAUAGGUGGAAAAAAUCUGAGCGCUUCGACUUCUUUGUCCAGCAGAAUCGGUUUGGAAAGAAAAAGUAUAACAGCUAUCCAGGUGUAACUGAUCUGAUGGACCGGCUGGUGGAUGAAGCUGAGGGUCUGGCAAUGGACAGCUCCUCCUCCGUAUGUUCAGGAGCAGGUGGAGGAGGGAGGAUGGAGACGACGACGGAACAGCAGCUCAGCCUGCUCAACUCCAUCACAGCCAGCGACCUUACAGCUCUGAGCAACACUGUAGCUACAGUUUGCUCGCCCGCUGAAGUCAGUUGCCUGGACUCGUACAGCUUUCCCCCGCUGGACGGCCUUCAUCGCACUUCUCUGAACCACGACGAAUCCCUGGGCUUUCCCACGAACGGCGGCGACCCCGACUGCCUCAACAUGCUGGACGCCGGCUUCUACCACUCAGACCUGGGUCAGCUGGGAGGCGUGUGCGUCGCCAAGGACUGCGAACGGCCGUCCAAGAGACUCAAGAUGGCGCUGCCGGACUCUUUUAUCAGCGACGUGUCGGUGGGUAACCUGGGCGUGGACUUCGAAGCGCGGCGGACGACACAUCACCACAGAAUCACCGGCGCUAAAAUGGCGGUGUCGGUGACGGACUUUGCCAGCUUAGCUGGGAGCGGUGAGGCCAACGGUUUUCUAGGAGCUCACGCACGGCACCACACACAGCACACUGCAGCACUUCAGUCCGAGUGAUCUUCCUCUCUGUUCUUCCCUUUUGAAACCAUUUUCUUGUUUGUACAUAAGACUGACCUCACUGGAAACUCUGAUUUGUUUAAAAUCUAUAUAAAUAUAUAUCUAUAUGUAUAUGAAUAUACUUUUUUUUAUUUUUUGUAAUAUGACAUCAGUGAUGUCUACCAUAUAGAACUAAAAUCUUGAUUUCUCUCAAGAGUUAUAUAGCCAUUUAUUUUAUGUUUCUUUGCAUUCUUGAGGUGUGUAACGUCCACAUGCAGUGGGGCCCAGAAGCUGCAGGAGAGAUGGGAAAUCUUCCCUUUGCGUUUACCCACAGCAUCUCCCGUCUGUUAUCCUGCCAUUCCUUCAGCUGCCAAAAUCAUGUUUGCUUUUCUCUUUUUUUGUCCUGAAGUGGUACUUUUAAUUUAAGAUGUUUAAAGCGGUGUUUUGUUUAACAGGUACUUUUCAGUAACCAGAUGGGUGGAUCUGCUCUACACCUAUUGUGUUGGCAACACUAGCACAGAGACUAGCUUGAAAAGAUGUAGCUUUACCUGUGAGGCUCUUUUGUUUUGCCUACUGAUUUUUUUUGUCUCUUACAUAGAUUUUAAGCUUAAUUUGGCAAAACUGGAAUUUUUUUUUUCUUCAUCUCCCAUGUCGCAAAACAAGUUCCAUUUCUUUAAUAUCCCAAGCGGUUGGUGCAGGCUGAAGUUACGAGUCACCUCGUUUUCCUGUCUGGCUCUAAAAUCUUUUACGGAGGAUAUAACAGCAAUACAGCAAUGCAACGAUUUUGGGUUGAUAGCCAUUGAAACACUGACACAGUAAAGUUUGUAUUCCUUUACCUUCAUGAGAUUUCCUUGAGUUGACGCGAUCGAUUAUGCUGCUUGUAGGCAGGUUCGGCUGUGUAGUGUUUUUGUAAAAGUGCUAGUUCCUAAAUUAAGUAGCGCCAUUUGUUUAAUUUUUAUUUUUAUUGGCAAGCUCGGGUAAACCUGCAGUAUUAUGUCAUUUUGUACUGAACCUCUGCCUACCCUGUCCUGACUAGAGAUGCCUUCUUAAAAUCUGGUUGACAACUUUGUGGGAGGAAAGUAGCAGAAACGGAGCCGAUUUGCUUGACUGAAGUCCAUAAAUGUUUAGCGGGUCAGCAUCGGUUCAUCUGAUGCUGUAAAGUAGUGUUUACUUAAUUUAUCUAUGCAUUGUGCUAUGACUAUUUCGUUUGGGGGCACAUCACGUUUGUCCAUAAAUGUUUCUCACCAACCAUUAGGUCGUUUUGAAAGUUUGGUUGAGUAAUUCGGUUUCCAAGCCCAGCAUCAGAAAGGAAAUCUCCACCUUUGUAUUUCAUGUAAAUAUAUAGCAAAUAGCCUUUAAAUAGUCUAUUAACUGACCUCUUACACUUGUGAAUCUGUGUUGAUACAUGAGUCUUUAUUUGAUACCUUGUCAGAAAGGCAAUAAUUUGUAUAUAUGUACAGACUUUUGGGGUUUUGCAUUUUACUUCUUUGACUUGGUGUUUAAACUUAUUUUUCUCUUUUUUUGGAAAAAAACAAAAACAAAAAAAACAAACCCAAACACCAGGACACAGCUGAAAAGACGCAUGCCAGCUGUGCCUGUCCCUGAAGUGUACCACUGAAAACGGCUUUACCUAAAGACGUAUUGAUAUUACUCAAUGUUGAGAUUUUUUUUUUUUUUUUGGCAUUCGAGACUUCUUGCAGCCAUGUGUAAAAGACAUUUUUCGUUUUUUGGGGGGAGAAAAAAACAAACCUUCACAUGUCGUGGUCUCUGUUUUGAUGGUAAAGGGGAUGGCUGCUGCUCUGUCUGUGGAGAGCUCGUUUCUCUUAAUGCAACAUGCAUAAUGCAGUAGGUCCUUCAAGGUCUUCUAGCUUUAGCGGUGCAGUGAUAUUUAUUUCACCUGUGGUUUGUACAAAGAUGAAGAAAACUGUCAGAAUGUAAAGGCCAUUAAGUAGUACGUUUUCACCACCCUGUGAACUCCAAAAUGUGAUAUUCUAUGAGACUUGUGUGCAGGAGAGCACUAAACAAAUUUAUUUUAUAUUUUGUAUUUGUGUUUUGAAGUUUCAAAAGAAAAAAUACAGAAGUUGUGGUUUUAAAAAGGAAAGAAAAAGACAAAAAAAUUAAGUCCUUUGGAAGAAGAAAUACCUUUGUGAAUAAAAACCUACAAAUUUUAAAAAUGUAUAUCCAGAAAUAUAGACAAUCAAAACUUCACUAUGAGAAAUGUUCGAGAAGCUAUCUUUAUUGUUUAUAGAAAUUGUACAUAAACAUUGCUGUUUUUUUUUUCCUUUUGUUAAGCAUUAUUUUGUAUUUUAUGUUGUACUUUAAUACCUUGUGUACAGAUCCAGAAAUAAAGCUCUGGAAAAGGUU